Molecule: messenger RNA, 2602 nt
Organism: Rhinichthys klamathensis goyatoka
Lineage: Eukaryota; Metazoa; Chordata; Actinopteri; Cypriniformes; Leuciscidae
Gene: nr1d2a
Product: nuclear receptor subfamily 1, group D, member 2a
Exons: 8
Coding region: 59-1579 (506 amino acids)
Biological process (GO): cell differentiation; hormone-mediated signaling pathway; positive regulation of transcription by RNA polymerase II
Molecular function (GO): RNA polymerase II cis-regulatory region sequence-specific DNA binding; nuclear receptor activity; zinc ion binding
Source: RefSeq, a predicted model, not a curated record
AAUUAUUAGACUACUGACAGGCAGAAUUAUAGAUAUCAAGAGCCUGAAGACUGAAAACAUGCAAUCAACAAAGCAAGGAGGCGUGAUAGCCUACGUUUGCUCCUCAAGCUCCGCCUCCAGCCUUGAGUCCUGCAUGAGUGACAGCUCAAACAGCCAAUCCCCAUCAUCCUCCCCUCCUCUGCCCAGUAAACCGAGCCGUAUCCCAGACCUGCCCAGCGCUGGCCUGCUGUCGAAACGCCUUCACCCACGCGACAAGAGCCUCGCCGCCAAGAGCAGCAUCACCAAGCUCAAUGGAAUGGUGUUACUGUGUAAAGUGUGUGGAGACGUGGCCUCAGGCUUCCACUACGGCGUUCAUGCCUGCGAAGGCUGCAAGGGUUUCUUCAGAAGAAGCAUCCAGCAGAACAUUCAGUACAAGAAAUGCCUGAAGACGGAGAGCUGCACUAUUGUGCGGAUAAACCGCAACCGCUGCCAGCAGUGCCGCUUCAAGAAGUGUUUAUCUGUCGGGAUGUCGCGAGACGCUGUGCGAUUCGGACGCAUCCCGAAGCGGGAGAAGCAGCGGAUGCUCCUGGAGAUGCAGACGGCCAUGAAUAACAUGAUGAACAACAGUCAGCUUCAGCACAUGCUUCACGUCCCGUGUCCCAUCGAGACCAGCAGCUCCUCUUCCCUGUCUCCGCCGGCCUCUCCUCGGUCCUCGUCGGAUCUGUCCCGGGACUCGGAGUCGAGCGCUCCCAUGGACACGGCCUCGUCAUGUUCCUCGGACAGCGGAGAGGAGGAUUCGGUGAGCAACGGACUCGUUCCCCGUAAGGAUCUGUUCAUGUUCAGCUCAUCCGGCUCCGAAACGCCUGGAUCGUACAGGGAACAUGUGACGGCGUAUCAUGUGACCCAGCCGUGCGUUCAGAGCCCUUGCAUUCGUCAGCCGGAAAACUUGCCUUUCCACGGGAACAACAUGAACAAACUCCAGACGGGGGGAAACAGACGACAUCUGGUGUGUCCCAUGAGCGUCUCCCCCUUCGUCGACCCCUGCAAGCCUGGUCAUGAGAUCUGGGAAGAUUUCUCCAAGAGUUUCAUUCCUGCUGUACGAGAAGUCGUGGAAUUUGCCAAGCGGAUCCCUGGCUUCCAGGAGCUCUCCCAACACGACCAGGUUAACCUCCUCAAGGCGGGAACAUUCGAGGUUCUGAUGGUCCACUUCGUGCCGUUGUUCGACGUGACGGAGCGCACAGUGACCUUCCUCAGCGGGACGAAGUACAGUGUGGAUCUGUUGCGCUCGAUGGGCGCCGGAGAGCUGCUCAGCUGCAUGUUUGAGUUCAGCGAGAAGCUCUCAGUCCUGCAGCUCAACGAGGAGGAGAUGAGCCUGUUCUCGGCGGUGGUGCUGGUGUCUGCAGACCGAUCGGCCAUUGAGAAUGUAAGUGGCGUGGAGGCCCUUCAGGAGACCCUGAUCCGAGCCCUGAGGAACCUGAUCAUGAAGAACCACUCGAACGAGGCCGCCAUCUUCACCAAGCUCCUCCUGAAGCUUCCCGAACUGCGCUCGCUCAAUAACAUGCACUCCGAGGAGCUGCUAGCCUUCAAAAUACAACCUUAAACACACACACACACACAACAGUGCUUCCCUUUACUCUCCGUCUGACCAAUCUGGGCUGUACAUUUCUACUCUUGAAUGUAUUUAACAGGCUUUUUUACUCGAUCGUUUUGUGAAUAAAGAGCUGCAUUCAAAAACUUUCAGAUGAUUUGAAAGCUAUAUUAGAUAUUAUUGUGAUUUGCUCAUACGCACAAGCAAAGGUCGUCUACGUUUCACAUUUUUUGAGUAAAACACUAGACUCUUCCUUUGUAGCAUAUCGUCUUUUCAUUAUGUGCAAUCGCUGCUAACGCAUGGCUAUUCGUAUAAGAGCAGCUUUACGUCGUAUCUAGUUCAAAAGAGUAAGAUUGAUUAUGUGUUGUAGAUAUAUAUAUAUAUAAAUAUAAGAUGUGAUUUUAUUAUUAUUAUUAUUUUUGAAUGCAUGUCUGUGUCUAGCAGCAUGUUGGCAUCGUUUUACCCUGUAUAACAGGACAAUGCUUUUGCACGAGGUGUCGAGGAACAGAUAGGAUAUUAUGUCUCCCCUGACACCAUAAUAACGGUGCACGGGCGGAGAGGAGUCACUUUAAAAUAUGUUUUUAUAUAGACCACGUACAGAGAGGUGUUAUAAGUCUUCCAUUAUGCAGCGGGAAACAUGUAUAGUGGACGUGAACAAAAGUACGCUUCGUGCACAAGUGAAAGAGAUGGAUUUAUUUAUGGAUCUUUGUACAGAUUGCCUUAUCACUCUUUGCCACAUCUACGGACAUGGGUUUUGUUUUUCUUCUCUGUGAUGAUCGCAGAGCAGGGAAACCAUGUUAAAAUCCCAGUUAUUUUGGGAUGCACUGCUCCCGGUUUACUCUAUGCAUAUGGAAACAGCUUGACAAUAAUGGACAUUUCUCAGCCUAUAACCAAUAGGAAAUUACGUACUACUCCCGCGUUCAGCUCUGCUGUGUCCAUGUUUUUCAGUUCCUUAUAAAUAACAGUGCAGUAUGUAUAGUUGUGUAUAUCUAUUUGAAAUAUAUCAUUAUAAAGUAAAUAAAUAUUUACUUGUCA